GAACUUCGAGAGUCGCCCUAUACUAUACCUAAUGCCCUGACAAUAGCUCGCCUCGCGGCCUGCCCAUUUCUCGGCUAUAGCAUAGUACAGGGCGACUUUGUCUGGGCAACUAGCCUUUUGGUCGUCAGCGGCCUAUCCGACUGGCUUGAUGGCUACAUCGCUCGAAGAUGGAAUCAAGGCUCAGUCCUGGGCUCCAUUCUCGAUCCCGCAGCCGAUAAAGCGCUCAUGACAACGCUUGUCGGCACAUUGACCUGGACGGGGCUCUUGCCAAUACCCCUCGCGGUCCUCAUCAUCGGAAGAGACGUGGCUCUAUCGCUGAGCGCCUUUUAUUUCCGAUACGCCUCCCUGCCAAAACCCCGAACUCUGCGUCGAUACUUUGACCCCUCCCUCCCAUCUGCGGAAGUCAAGCCGACACAAAUCAGCAAGGUCAACACCGCCCUCCAGCUCGUCCUCAUGGGCGUGACGACUAUCUCGCCCUUGAUCCCUUUUCCUAUCGCCUCGGGCUUGUCGGCAUUACAGUGGACCGUCGCUGGGACGACAAUAUGGAGCGGAUUGAGUUAUAUCGGGAAGGGCAAGGGAGGGUUUACUGUACUAGGACGACCGAGAUGA
This is a messenger RNA of Dioszegia hungarica, 609 nucleotides long. RefSeq names its product CDP-alcohol phosphatidyltransferase-domain-containing protein. Gene Ontology annotation, cellular component: membrane; mitochondrion. Gene Ontology annotation, molecular function: cardiolipin synthase activity; CDP-diacylglycerol-glycerol-3-phosphate 3-phosphatidyltransferase activity. The transcript is spliced from 5 exons. The record is from RefSeq and is a predicted model, not a curated record. The annotation marks the transcript as partial. Lineage: Eukaryota; Fungi; Basidiomycota; Tremellomycetes; Tremellales; Bulleribasidiaceae. Gene Ontology annotation, biological process: cardiolipin biosynthetic process.